Messenger RNA from Hemicordylus capensis (graceful crag lizard), 2037 nucleotides. It is a transcript of the gene GTF2A1L, whose product is annotated as general transcription factor IIA subunit 1 like. Gene Ontology annotation, biological process: transcription initiation at RNA polymerase II promoter; transcription by RNA polymerase II. The coding region runs from base 345 to 1772 and encodes 475 amino acids. Gene Ontology annotation, cellular component: transcription factor TFIIA complex. The record is from RefSeq and is a predicted model, not a curated record. The transcript has 11 exons. Lineage: Eukaryota; Metazoa; Chordata; Lepidosauria; Squamata; Cordylidae.
CGUGGAGGGAGGGCGUAGAUUAAGCAGGUCUCCUCCUCUCCUCCUCCGCUUUCGGCUGAAGAGAGCAGCAGCGAGGGAACUCGGGACCGCUUGGCUACUUGGCAGUUGCCUCGGGAACCGCCAGAGGGCGCGCGAAGACGGGCGUUAGGAACCGCGCAGUUAAAGCGCUUGAUGGUGCUGUCGCGGGAGCCUGGAACAGCCUUGGGAGAGAGACGGGAGGGGCGAGAAGCAAUGGCUCAUGGCAACCCAGUGACCAGCACAGUUUACAAACAGAAGCCCAACAAAAGAACCCCUACAUAACCUACAGCCUAAAUUCUACAAAUCGGUGAUUGACGACGUGAUUGAUGGUGUCCAAGAUGUCUUUGCAGAGGAAGCGCUGGGAAAGCAAAGUGAUGCAGUCCAAAGCGACAGAGGGCUUCUUUCGCCACCGCCACCUUUCGCCUCAGUUCACGUUGCAUCUGCCUCACAACUUCCACCAAACGCUGCAGACAUCGGCAGGUGUUGCUGCUGGCAGAGGAAUUCGACAAUUUACAGCAGCAGCAGCAGCAGAACCGGCUGAAGUGGGCCCUUCCCGGACUGGUGGUACGAUCCUUUCUCUGCCUUCAGGCCUUGCUUAUCCUAUCCAAAUACCUGCUGGUGUGACCCUGCAGACAGCAUCUGGGCACCUGUACAAAGUUAAUAUGCCUGUGGUGGUCACCCAGGCCCCAGGGGGUGGAACUAUCCUCCAGAAUCCCAUCCAGCAAAUAUUCCAGCAGCUUGGGCAGCAGCCAUCGGCCCCUCAGACUGCCAGUGCCGUGCAGGUCAACGCUUCGACUCUUCGAGCACCCACCAGUGAAAGUCUGCAAGUCCAGGCGGCCGUUGCAGCCCAGCAAGUGAGGACAGAAGAGAAGACCUUGCCCGAUGCUGCUGCUGUGCUUCAGGAGGCAACUUGGCGUCAGGAGGAAGCUGUCCUGGGAGCUGCAGGAAGUCAACAGCCGCCAUCUUGUUCACUGGGCAAUCCCCAGCAUGCUGACAUUCCUCUGCUGAAGCCAUCUGGAGUGGGAUGUCCUGCAGAAGCGACAGCACAUGACCUUUCUGGUGGGGGAGAGUUGCCUGUGAAUUUAGAACAACAACUUGACCCCGAAGAUUUAAUUGAGCUGAUAAUUAUGGGCAAUGAGCUUAAUGACAAUGCUCUCCUGCCCGAUGAAGCCAACCUCUCUUUUGAUGAAGAGCUUGAUGCCGGUGUGCAGAUGGAGCCCGAUCUCCAGACACAGAAGGCUAUUGCCAACGACCUUGAAAAGAUCAUUCAGCUAGAUGGAACAGGUGACAUCUUUCCCAAGGCAGAUGCCCAAGGAAGCCCAAGAGAUGGGGAAGAUGAUGAACUGGUCGGCAUUAUUGAUGCCAAGGAUCUAAAAGUCCUGGAUGAGGAAGAGGAGGAAGAAGGUGAAAACAGUACUUCAGACAAUCAAUCCCUUAGCGGCACGAGUGAUACUGACGAACCUUCGGUUGACAUCAUUGAAGAGGACCCUUUAAAUUCUGGCGACGACGUCAGCGAGCAGGAGACACCGGAUGUGUUUGACACGGAUAAUAUAAUUGUGUGCCAGUAUGACAAGGCAGAGAUCUUCCUGCUGUCUCCAGCUUCCAGGUUGUGGCUUUCCCAUUUUCCCCAGCAGCUCUCAGCCAGCUGCUUCCUCGGGGAACUCUUGGGGCAGAACAAGCAAACAGAACAAAGCUUUCUCUUCUUCUGCUUGUGGCUGUCCAACGAAGUAAGAACAGAUGGAAGUUCUACCUGAAAGACGGGGUGAUGUGUUUCGGAGGAAAGGACUACAUCUUCUCAAAAGCAAUUGGAGAUGCAGAAUGGUGAAGCUUACACAGCAUUCAGCUGUGGAGUGACCUUAUUUUUCUGAUGCAGUAUGCAUUGCAUUGUAGUAAUCAGUAAGACCAUACUGAAGUGCUUGUGUUUGAAACUUGAAACCUGACAGACUGUGAAAUGAAAUGUCAUAUGAACAAGGUAUGAAUCCCUAAAAACAAAAGUAAAUAAAUGCUGUGUUAACAAAG